Helianthus annuus (common sunflower) is the source of this 825-nucleotide messenger RNA. Its product is annotated as protein FAR1-RELATED SEQUENCE 5-like. Lineage: Eukaryota; Viridiplantae; Streptophyta; Magnoliopsida; Asterales; Asteraceae. The coding region runs from base 1 to 825 and encodes 274 amino acids. The record is from RefSeq and is a predicted model, not a curated record. The transcript has a single exon.
AUGUUUGUAGAUGUUCCCAAUUACCAACCACAUGGCGUGGAACAAGUUUCUCCCAACUCAGGAACAAAGACAUAUAUUCCAACUUCAUCAUCUUCGCUGACUCCAGCAGAGGGCAUGUUAUUUGACACACUUGAUGCUGCGUAUAACUUUUACAAAGCUUAUGCAGAUGCUGGAGGUUGGACAGUUAGGAAGGGCACACAACAUGAAAAUCGUGGUAUUAUAAUAAAUAAGUAUUUUUUCUGUUCAAAAGAGGGCCACAAAGAGUUUCGACCGGUGGAUACUUCUGUCGAACAACCUUCUGACAGGUGGGUACGUAGGGUACCAUCCAAAAGGACUGGAUGCCAAGCGAUAAUCAGAAUAAAGCUGAAUGAUGUCAAGAAGUAUGAGCUAUAUCAUUUCACAGAGGCGCACAACCAUGAUUUUGUGCAUGAAGAAGAUUUACAUUUUCUUAAGGAAAACCGAGGGGUUGAUCGUGCGCAUGAAGAUAUGAUAAAUAAGAUGUCAAAUCUUAACAUUGGUCCUGUUCGGGCAUUUAAUAUUAUGAAGGAGGUGUGUGGCGGGUUCGAUAAAGUCGGUGCGACCAAAGUUGAUUUCAAAAAUUUCAAAAAAGAAUUAAAUUUGUUCAUCGGAGAGUCUGAUGCUGAAAUGUUUGUCAAGCGACUAAUGAGGAAAAAUUUUUUUUUACCGAACUUUUCUUGUAAAUAUCAAAUGAUGGAUGAAGGUGUGUUGAAGUGUAUUUUCUGGGCUGACGAGGACAUGAAGAGAAAUUUUUAUAUGUUUGGAGGCGUUGUAUCCUUUGAUGCUACCUACAAGCGGAACAAGUAA